Hippocampus comes (tiger tail seahorse) is the source of this 2613-nucleotide messenger RNA. RefSeq names its product C2 calcium-dependent domain-containing protein 4C-like. The record is from RefSeq and is a predicted model, not a curated record. The transcript has 3 exons. Lineage: Eukaryota; Metazoa; Chordata; Actinopteri; Syngnathiformes; Syngnathidae. Bases 394 to 1680 code for a protein of 428 amino acids.
AAAGGAGUCGGGCUUUAGCGCAAAAGCCAACUGAAGUCACAGCGACGUGAAGCUUGCAAACUGACGCCGUGAGAUUCUUUGCAGAAGAUUUUCAAUUGGAUUGUGAUCAAUAUCUUGGGAAGCUGAAAGAGAUUUUGAUCUCUUUAUAAAUACACUAGCUAAACCCCAGUGGUCCCUAUUGGCUGCUGGCUGAGCGCAGCUCAUCUUUAUAAAACGGGCGCCUGAUCUCGCUGCUUUCCUUCCCCACCGCUUCUGGAUCACACUUGAAGCAGACGAAUAUUGAAUCGCACAAACAACCCAGGAUCGGCUCGUGCGCAUCACUUCUCGACUGCUCUGAGAAAGCCAGAAGUUCUGCAGUCAUCAGAUCUGGUGGUUUGACACGACUUGGUGGACAUGUGGCUACUGGAGAAGCUACGUAGCAAAAUGGAGAGCAGUGGAACACAAUCUCAGCCCCCGCAGACCACCGAGGCCAUUCCCGUGUCUGUAUACGCCAAUGUGCUCACCCCUGAAAAAAUUCCUGAUUUUUUCAUCCCGCCAAAACUCAUCUGCUGCCCACCAGAGGAAUCAGCAACCCCCAAGCCUCAGCACUGCUCCGCCUUGCGACCCUCCACCUCCGAUCAUGUCAUCUGCGUGCAGAGCCCCAGAGCUCGCAGCAGCAAAAACCCCUGCAGCCCUCGCCUCUUUUCCCGUUUCGGAGGGGACACACGCAGUCUCCAAAAGUCAGCAAACCGUCACAUCAUCCAAAUAGAGAGUGCAGACGAGCCAGCCACGGGGACUUUGGACGCCAACACCAACGCAGAUCCUCAGUCACAGACCGCCAUGUCACUGCCAUACGUCCCUAAGGCCCAGACCUCCUAUGGUUUUUCCACCUUGGUGGAGUCUCCUCAUACCCGGCGCAAGGAGAGCCUGUUCCACAGCGACCCCAGCAGCCCUCUCACCUCCCCGAUCUCCCAGAGGCGCUCCCAAGUGGGGACUCAUCUAGCCCCAGCCAACACCAACCCCUACCGCUACUUCAGUGGCGGAGAGAGUGACACCUGCUCCUCGGCGGACUCGUCCCCUUUUAACUCUCCUCUGCUGUCCCGCUCGGCCUCCCUCCUGCGCUCCAUCACACAAGAGACGCAAGCCAAGGUAUCUCGUGCCAAGCGCUCCCUGGCCCGCCACAGCUCCCUCUCCACGGAUGAUUGCAGCUCUGCCGACAACAGCCCCAACAUGCAGCGCCGGCGUACGCGUUGCCCUACCUCUGCGGCACUCCGCAAAUGCAGGACUAGCAGCUCGAGGGCCUUGGCAUCUGACCCUUUGCAGCGUGAGCACACCAUUAACCUGCAAAAGGGCGGGACACUCAGACUUAGUACGCACUACGACCCAGAGGCGGCACGGCUGAGGGUUCGCGUGCUAACGGCGGAGGCCAUUUAUGGCAAGCAGACAGACCUGAAGAGCAUCAACUGCUGCGUGGCGCUCUACCUGAAACCCGGCAAGAAACAGAAACAGAGAAGCACCAUUAUAAAGAAUAGCAGGAAUCCCGUUUUUAACGAGGACUUUUUUUUUGACUCACUGCCGAAGGCGCAAGUCAAAAGUCUGGCCAUGAAGAUCAAAGUCGUGAACAAGGGAACCAGUUUGAAGAGAGACGUGCUUCUUGGAGAAAGGGAAGUGCUGCUGAGUGAGCUGCUCACAGGCCUGUAGGGAAAUCCCUGUCAAGACUUUGGUGAGAAACAAGCAGCACUUCAUCUUCAGAGCCCUUCCUUUACCGCCUUCAUUCCACUUCAGAGGGUGAAAGGAAUCCUAUCUUGCACACUAAAAGCCAAACCAAAAACCAGUUUAACAGUUUAACUACAGUUUACAUUAAAAAAAAAGUGGAAACUUGUUUGUGUAUCUGAAUUGCACAGUGUCUCACCGUUUUCAAUGAGUUGUAAUGGUCUAGUUUACAUGGGAUCGUUAUUCCUGCAAUGAUGCCAAAUGAUAUUGUAUCAACUGUGCUUUGUCAAAUGAAUUAUGCCCUCUUUCUUUUUGACAGACGUCGUACUUGGUAAUGUAUUGGCUACUGAAUGUAACACCCCUCAGGCUGCUGUAACUUGUUGUUGUUCAUCAAUGUUCCAAAGAACAAUGAUUUAUUUAUGUUUGCUGUCAGUUUUGAAUUGCAGCUUUGAAAAAGUGGUUUGUCGCGUAUUAGCCUAUUUCAUGAAUUUAAAAGGUUUUGCUCAUGUUUUUUUUUUCCAAACACACAAAUCUACAAAAGCGAUCCUGUGGGUCGAGUGGAAGCUGGAAGACAUUUGAGAGGCUUAAUCUCGCUUAUGUGCACAAAAUAUUGUCUCUGUGAAUUCCAACUCCCUGUUUAAUAUUAGGAGAGAAAUAUCUGAUUGAGAUGUGUCUCGCAGCGUAAAGGGCAGCGAGAACUGCCAACAGUAGUUACUACGGUAUGUUGAGGUUGGUAAUUUAGAGAUUUUAAUGGCCUCAAAGGGAAUACAAUAAAGUCAUUCCCAAAAUCUGGUGCGUGGGCGCCCUCGAAUGGAACUCGAAAGAAUCACAGUCAAUGACAAUUUCGUGGUACAGGUAUUUGACUUUUAAAUCUAGUAUAUCUGCAUUGCAUCUUGAAUAAAUAUGUGGGUACAUGUUUUA